This is a messenger RNA of Dunckerocampus dactyliophorus (ringed pipefish), 306 nucleotides long. RefSeq names its product protein BTG3-like. Lineage: Eukaryota; Metazoa; Chordata; Actinopteri; Syngnathiformes; Syngnathidae. The coding region runs from base 1 to 306 and encodes 101 amino acids. Gene Ontology annotation, cellular component: nucleus; cytoplasm. The record is from RefSeq and is a predicted model, not a curated record. Gene Ontology annotation, biological process: negative regulation of cell population proliferation; negative regulation of mitotic cell cycle. The transcript is spliced from 2 exons.
AUGGAGCGAGAACUAUCAGCCGUGGCGUACCUAAUGAAGAUGCUUGUGGCCAAGCGACAAGUGUCAGAAAUUGAGCUUUUUACAGAGAAGCUGGCGAACGCUUUGAAGGAGAAGUUCCAGGGACACUGGUACCCAGAUAACCCCAGCAAGGGACAAGCAUACAGAUGCAUACGUGUCAACUUGUGGAGCAGCUCUGAUCCAGAAAUCAUGCGGUCCUGUCAUGAGAGUGGGGUCAACUUCUGUGACCUAGGCUUGCCGCCCAUCCUCACCUUGUGGGUGGACCCCGGUGAGGUGUCUUGCAGGUAA